Messenger RNA from [Candida] anglica, 1300 nucleotides. Lineage: Eukaryota; Fungi; Ascomycota; Pichiomycetes; Serinales; Debaryomycetaceae. The record is from the annotation of a GenBank genome assembly.
GAAUACAUAUCAUGUCUGAAUCAAACAAAAUUUUCGUUAGACCUUUAGGUUACGAAGCUGAACAAGAACAAGUCGAAGCUCACUUUGCUGACUGUGGACCAAUCUCCGAAGUCCAAUUGAUGAGAGGAUUUGCCUUUGUUACCUUCGAAAACACCGAAGAUGCUAAGAAGGCUGUUGACACUUUGGAAGGUUCUGACUUCCAAGGUCAACAAUUACAAGUUGAAUUUGCUCGUGAAAAGAAGGAAGACACCCGUGGUCUUUACAGAGUCAAGGUCAGCAACUUGCCAGAAGGUACUGCUUGGCAAGACUUUAAGGACUUUGUCAGAGAAAAGACUGAGUUCGCCCCAACCUUUGCCAAGGUUUUCAAGGAUUACGACUCUGGUGAAACCGUCGGUAACUUGGAAUUCUCUUCUGCUGAUGAAUUAUCCACUGCCAUCCCAUUGUUGAACGAAGCUGACUUCCAAGGUGCUACUCUUGCUGCUGAAGAAGACACUUCUCCAUUUGUUCCACCUCCACCAAGAACCAGAGGUGGUUUCAGAGGUGGUCGUGGUGACUUCAGAGGUGGUUUCAGAGGUGGCCGUGGUGACUUCAGAGGUGGCCGUGGUGGUUUCAGAGGUGGUCGUGGUGACUUCAGAGGUGGUUUCAGAGGUGGCCGUGGUGACUUCAGAGGUGGUUUCAGAGGUGGUCGUGGUGACUUCAGAGGUGGCCGUGGUGGUUUCAGAGGUGACCGUGAAGACAGAGGUAACUUCAACAGAGAAGACAGAGGUGGAUUUGAAAGAGAAUCUUACAACCGUGACAGAUCUCCAUCUCGUUACUAGAGGAAUUAAAUUCUAGAGAGGGAAAUUAAAUUGAAAGAUGACUGAGUUGGCAAAACAACACCAAAUAUAGGUGCCGCAAUAUUGGAAUGAUUAUAUUUAUGUGGCAGUUUUAAGUUUAAGAGAAGGUGAUUCUCGUUUUUAGUUGAUAAUUCUUGAUUAUGUUUAAUUCUUUUGUUUAGUGGAUUAUUAUUUUAAGUGGGCACGUUAGUUGUGGAUCCUGGAUUUUUACCAUUUGUUUUAUAUUAAAAAUUUGUAACCGAGAUGUAAUUUGAAAUUUCACCACUACAAAAGAAUAAGGAGAAUUAGAAUCCAUUCAAUUGAAGAAAGAAGAAUCAAAAAGAAAAAGAAAAUAAAUUUAGAGAGAUUUAGAGGUAGAGGAGAGCUAAUCCAAGUUCAAAAGACAAUUAAGGGAAAAGUGUACAAUAAAAAAAAAUAAACAGAAAUUAAGUCCGUGGAGACGUUAGAAAAAUAUAUACAAACCC